ACCGCUAGCUUAAGUCCCUGCUCAGAAAAUUGAACAGGCUAUUGGAAUUAAGGGAGUAGUCAAAAUACCACUGCUUGGAAUUCUACCCAUAAGAAAGAGGACGGCAAAGGAUGGAGCUGCUUAAAUACUGCCGAGGAAGCCGCAUCCGAAGUCUUGCUUCCACUGUCGGGUCAGCUCAGGUGCUGUUGCUGUUGCUGGCCAUCGUGUGCAGUCGUGACAUUGGCGUAUCAGGACAAUCGCUAGCAGUGCCAGGCUUGCCAAGGUGUCUCUCUUACCCAACCCAGUGCUGUGGUAAGCCACAGUGUCUCGAUACACAGUCGCCAACGUUCCUGGCGGAAAUCAAGGCCUACAGCGAUAAGUGUGGCGAUCCGAAGAAGAACUGCCAUCCAUUCUACUACACGGUAUGCAGUCUCAAUUGCACGUCUUCUCAAUGCCAGGGGUCCGGGGUCUACACCCUGCCCACAUCUAGACCGGGCGUAACCACGUCCAGCGCCGGGCGACAAGAUGCAUCCAGUAUUCCGCUAUGCGCUAUAUCAGCAGCGAUUUGUGCCUUGGCUGUUGCUUCCGGGGUUUGAGUGCACCAUCAAGGCUUCAGCACCAUCAUUCUCUUCUCCAACAAAUUACAGUUCCUGCUUCCUUUGCACUGGCAAAUCAAAUGUAUUUUGUUUGCUCCAGGCAUGGACAGCACUCACAUUAAUUUUUAUCAUCACCAAGUACAUUAUGGUUGUCUUGUGCAUUUUGAAAUCGCACCUUUUCAUUUCACACGCUAGUAUUUGCAGCAUUGAAGUAUUUUAAUUAUAGACUGCUCCUUCAUCAUACCGGCACAUUGUAUGUGGUGUACUAGUAGGGUAAAUAGUACAUAUUCAACUCCCAUUAUUGUUGCGUGUUUUGUGCUGUUGAUAGACUUUUAAAUACUAGUACCCCACAGUUUAAUUGUACUCAAAGAACUUUAUUCCUGAAGCUAUGCAAAGAGCGUUACGUAA
This is a messenger RNA of Sycon ciliatum, 983 nucleotides long. RefSeq lists its product as uncharacterized. The transcript has 4 exons. The coding region runs from base 111 to 575 and encodes 154 amino acids. The record is from RefSeq and is a predicted model, not a curated record. Lineage: Eukaryota; Metazoa; Porifera; Calcarea; Leucosolenida; Sycettidae.